Orbicella faveolata is the source of this 1523-nucleotide messenger RNA. Its product is annotated as centrosomal protein of 57 kDa-like. The record is from RefSeq and is a predicted model, not a curated record. Lineage: Eukaryota; Metazoa; Cnidaria; Anthozoa; Scleractinia; Merulinidae. Gene Ontology annotation, molecular function: gamma-tubulin binding; microtubule binding; identical protein binding. Gene Ontology annotation, cellular component: centrosome.
GAAACUGACUUGGUAUCCAAGCCUGGUGAAAAGUUGACAUUUGAGCCCACGAUCAAUCAAUUGCACAGCAGUUUCUCGCUUUUGACAACGGACACAAGAAAAGCACAAUAGCGUUUAGUCGAGUGACAAAGAAAAUGAGUUAGAUUUGGUCUUCAAAAGGCUUCUUUCCUCUUGGUGAGAAAGUUUCCUCUCUGCAGUUAUCUUCUUGAGGAAGCAUGGAUCACAGGGAUGGCGCGACCACUCCUCCAUACUUGUCUGGUUACAGAGGAUAUCGAUAUGGCGUAGACUCACCACACAGGGCUAGCAUCCGUUCUUCGUCAUCCUUUCCUGGUGCAAGUGGAUCAGUGUCUUCAUUUCACGACAAUCUUCAACCAUCUCCAAGAGGAACUGUUCCUCAAACUAACAGUAGAGCUGUGGUGUCAGCUCUAAAGGGACUGCAGGAAAAAAUUCGCAAACUUGAGUUGGAGAGAGCAGAUGCAGAGGACAACUUGAAAAAAUUGGCUACUGAGUCCAGACAUUACAAAGACGCAUUACAAAAGGAGUUAACUGUGCGAGAAUCUACUCAAGGAGUUAUUGCAAAGCAAAACAAAGAUUUGGAAGAGGAUCUUCAAGGUGCUGAGGCUCGAUGCAAUUUAUUAGAAAAACAGUUGGAUUACAUGCGUAAGAUGGUUCAAACAGCUGAAACGGAUCGAGACACAGCAAUACAGAGGUCGGCAAUGGUGGCUAAACAAGCCGCUCAGCAGACAUCAGAUGAGAUUAGAGGACAGCUGGAAAAACUAUCCGGACUUGAAAGAGAUCACAUGAAAUUAACAGCAUCGCAUUCUAUUGCUGAAAGUAAAAUCAGAGAAUUGGAAGAUAGACUAAGAGAAGAGGCUCAUCAAAGAAAACUAGUGCAGGACAAGACUGCCGAGGUUGUUCGUAAUAGGCCCUUUGCAUAACCCUGUCGCAUGAUCUUUUCAAUUAUCAAAAAGCCACAUAAUUUACUAAGUCUGUUUUUUUGGUCAGGAAUAUUGCCAACUUAGGGGCCAUUGAUGUCUUAAAGAUUGGUAUAUUUUUACAGCAGUUUGAAAGUUGGCUGUGCAAAAUCUGGGGGCGAGACUUUGCACACCCACAGAUUUCCACAGCCAUUUUUUUCUUGUACUUGUUUUGACGUCAUGCUCAAGGGGCUAAGCUAAAGAGAGACUACUCGUGGUCUAAGAUCUGUGGAGGAAAACUUGUUGGAUUGGAACUAUGCCAUCCAGCACACAAAUUCUUUAAAAUUUUUCCAACUUUCUGCCUCCAUAAACUCUGGCAAUUAAACAUUUUUUUCCCAAUAGUCUCAAAAUUGGCAGUGUUACAAAUAUCAUAACACCCUUUUGAUUCCUGACAUCCAUUUUAUUUCAUUGCAAAGUUCACACGACAGUGUUAUACAAGAGGCCUAUUAUUAUUAUUUAAGAAAUUUAAAGUCAUAUUUCAGAAUAUAAUAUUUGUAGGUGACUUUCACAGCUGCAUGCUUUGUAGAAGAUAAUUUAAGGUUCUUUUGC